Messenger RNA from Tripterygium wilfordii, 1267 nucleotides. RefSeq names its product transcription termination factor MTEF1, chloroplastic. Gene Ontology annotation, molecular function: double-stranded DNA binding. Lineage: Eukaryota; Viridiplantae; Streptophyta; Magnoliopsida; Celastrales; Celastraceae. Gene Ontology annotation, biological process: regulation of DNA-templated transcription. The record is from RefSeq and is a predicted model, not a curated record. The transcript is spliced from 2 exons. The coding region runs from base 42 to 926 and encodes 294 amino acids.
CGCUAAACCCUUGGAGAAGAAGGAGUUGCGGCCAAUACACUAUGAUGAUUAUACGGCAGCAUCUUCCUUGUACUUGUAUUAUUUCUCCGACGCAUCCUUACUCGAUCAAAACGCCCAAUUGUCUCCCUCCGAACUUCAUCACCACCACCGACUCUGGCCUCCUCUUUAGGGAGAAACUGUUGUAUCUCUCCAACCUCAAAAUCGAUACUGAUAAGGCUCUACAACUAAACCCCUCCCUACGCUCUACUCCUCUCUCUUCCCUCCUCGCUCUCGUCGACUUCUUCUCCUCCACCACCGGCCUCCAUGGCCCUUCCCUGGGUCGCAUCCUCGACAUGUACCCGGAGCUACUCUCUCUCCCCGACCCCGCCUCCAACCUUUCUCCUAUCUUCACCUUCCUCCGCCAUGAGGUGCCUCUCCGCCGCAGCCACCUUCCCAAGGCCAUCUCCCGCUGCCCCCGCCUCCUCGUUUCCAGCGUUCAUCGCCAAUUACGCCCCACUCUCCAUUUCCUUCGCGAGUUAGGAUUCAAGGGCCCUCACUCGAUCAAUGCCCAGACAACAAUGCUGCUGGUCUCCAGUGUAGAACAAACACUCAAGCCCAAGAUCGAGUAUCUGACGAGCUUGGGGUUCAAGUACGAGGAGGUGAGAUGCAUGGUGGUUAGGUCGCCGGGGCUAUUGACAUUUAGUGUGGAGAAGAAUUUGGUGCCCAAAGUGGACUACUUCUUCAAGGAGAUGAAGGGGGAUUCGGAGGAAUUGAAGAGAUUCCCGCAGUAUUUCUCCUUCAGCCUGGAGGGGAAGAUUAAGCCAAGGCAUAAACUUUUGAUUGAGAAUGGCUUCUCCAUGCCUUUGUACAAGAUGUUGAAGGUUAGUGAUGGGGAAUUCAACGCCAGGUUGAUUGAGAUGCGACUGCAACUGUUGGAGGGGAGAUAGAUUUUUGCAACUUGACCGUGUGCGGUGUGCCCUAAUUUGACUGACAAGUUACAAGCAAAAUGCCUCAUUGCAGUUGCAUCUGUGGGUUCCCCCAUUAGAAUUGGGUAAUAUAAAGACCCGAUGAUGUUUGGUCUGGUUGCAUAGGGCCCCCUUUCAUGUAUAAAAACUAAUCGAUCUUUGCUGCCAGCGAGGAAGCUUUGAUUUGAUUUUUUUGUUUAUCUGCUCCUGCUAUUAUGUUAACAAAGAUGAGGAUUGGAGAUUCUGUUCUGAUCCUUGCGGUUUCAGGUUCUUGAAUUAGUGUUUCAUUUUCCAAAUAACAGACACUCGUGCUUGUUAUUUGU